Messenger RNA from Onychostoma macrolepis, 4461 nucleotides. It is a transcript of the gene tfr1b, whose product is annotated as transferrin receptor 1b. Bases 181 to 2493 code for a protein of 770 amino acids. Gene Ontology annotation, molecular function: transferrin receptor activity. The record is from RefSeq and is a predicted model, not a curated record. Gene Ontology annotation, biological process: intracellular iron ion homeostasis; transferrin transport. Gene Ontology annotation, cellular component: external side of plasma membrane. Lineage: Eukaryota; Metazoa; Chordata; Actinopteri; Cypriniformes; Cyprinidae. The transcript has 18 exons.
UCCAGGAAGUGACGUUGAGUUACGCGGGAGUGUGUGCGUGCUGACGUUCGCCGGGCUGUGGCAAACGAGCGCGUGGUGAACAUAAAAGAAACAUAAAUUCGCAUUUACAAAUACUGACAACGAAACGCACAUAGGAGGGAAAAAUUAUUUAAAGGAGCAGUUUUCGCAUUUAAAAAUUCCAUGGCAGGAACAUUUGAUCAGGCCAAAAUGAAAUUUUCGAGAAUAGUAAACAGUCGCUCGUACACCCGGUUCAAUCAAUCUCAGAAUCCUGAUGGAGAGAGCAGCCAUGUGGAGGUGAAGCUUGCUGUGGAUGGCGAGGAGGAAAUGGAUGGAACCGAACAAGAACACGUGCAACGAGACACGUACACAAGAUCCAGUCGUUCUAGGCCAUGGAACAAGUUGAGGAUUCUGGUUUGGGUGGGUGGAGUGCUGGCCAUCUUCUGUGUAGGUUUACUCAUUGGAUACUCUGUCCAACGCAAGUCCGAGUCUGCGUCCGUGUCUGCUUCCUGCCCUCCGGGAGAUGUGAUCCCUGACGCUGAAAAUUUUCCACCAAAUGAUCCACCUUCUUUGGAUUGGAGUGACCUUGUUGCACUUCUGAAUGAUAAAGUGUCAUCUAAAGCCAUUGCAGAAAAAUUAAGCACGUAUUCCCAGAAUGACCGUAAAGCAGGAUCAUCUGUAGAUAACAAGUUAGCUGAUGAUAUCUAUAAUAUUUUCACGCAACUGAAUAUGGACCCCUGGGUUGAUGAACACUAUGUGAAGCUACAGUUUCCUAACAGCUCCAAUCCAAACAAAGUGUUGUUUGGUGAAGUGGAGAUUGGAAGUCCAAAAGCGUUCCUGGCUUACAGUGAAACAGGACGUCAAGAGGGCAGAGUGGUGUACGCCAACUAUGGUGAGCUUUCUGACCUGCAGAAUAAAGAAUACAGACUGAAUUUAAAUGGAUCUGUUGUACUGAUGAGAGCUGGAAAAAUCAGCAUGGCUCAAAAGGUUAUGAAUGCAGCUAAAAUGGGUGCCGUGGCAGCUCUGAUCUACCCAGACCCAGCUGACUAUGAAUCUAUGUCUUCGGAUUCUGAACUUUAUGGUCAUGUCCACCUGGGAUCAGGUGAUCCUUACACCCCAGGAUUCCCAUCCUUUAAUCACACACAAUUUCCUCCUGCCAAGUCCUCUGGUCUUCCAGGAAUACUUGCCCAGACAAUCACUGCUAACAUGGCAAUCUCAAUCUUUAAACAAAUGGGAGGAGAAGAUGCUCCUAAAAAUUUUUGUGGUGACUUCUCCAGUUACAAGUUGGGAAGUGAGAGUGACAAAGUAACAGUAGCAGUUAAUAAUAAUCUUGCCGACACCAAGAUCCAUAAUGUGUUUGGAGUUGUCAAAGGAUACGUGGACCCUGAUCGUUACGUUGUGAUUGGAGCACAGAGAGACUCCUUGACCUCGGGUUAUGCCAAGUCUACAGUUGGCACUACUCUUCUGCUGGAGCUUGCAAGGGUUUUCACAGAGUUGAAGAAAGAUGGUUUCAGACCCAAAAGAAGUGUUGUGUUUGCCAGCUGGACUGCAGGGGAUUUUGGAAACGUCGGAGUUACUGAAUGGCUUGAGGGAUACUGGUCGUCACUGGACAGAAAAGCCUUUACUUACAUCAGUUUGGAUGGUGUUGUUACUGGUGCAGAAUCUUUUAGAGCUUCUGCCAGUCCUUUGUUGCACACCCUUCUGAAGAAGACCCUGGAAAAGGUCAAAAGUCCAGGGUCAAAUUCAAGCCUUCUCCAGCAUUAUGGUCAUGGUUUUUCAUCAGUUCUGACACCCAUGCAGAUGAAUGAUGGUGCAUAUCCUGUCCUGGCCUUCUCUGGAAUCCCAUCCGUUUCUUUCAGUUUCGUCUCUUCUCCGGAUAAACUGUUUUUAGGCACAAAUCUGGAUGAAAAGCAGCAUCUGGACCGCAUGACCAAUAAUAAAGUGGUUGAGUUGUCCGUGCUUGCUGCUCAGGUUGCUGGGCAGAUGGCCCUUCGGCUCGUCCAUGACCACAUCCUCAAACUAGAUGUUACCAAGUAUUCAAAUGUGAUCACUCAACACGUGAGCGCCAUCAUCAAGCGCGUUGACGCUCUCAAAAAUGACAAGGUCGAUGAAAUUGAGUCUUUGUCAACAAAGUGGCUGAAUGCAGCAAAGAGUUCCUACGGUCGUGCCGCAGCCUCUCUAAAUAUUGACAUAGGGAAUACUGACCUGGAUGACAUGGAGAUGUGUCGCAUAAUCAAUAACCGCAUAAUGAAGGUGGAGCAUAAUUUUCUCUCUCCGUACGUCUCUCUGAGAGAUGUCCCGUUCCGCCACAUUCUCUUUGGUAAUGGCUGGCAAACCGCCACAGACCUGGAAAAGUACUUGGGUGAUGUAGAAGAAAAUAAGACAAGCUUGAACAUGGAUGAGGUCCUAAACAAGUUCGCUCUACUCACCUGGACCAUCCAGGGCUGUGCUAAUGACCUGGCUGGAGAUAUCUGGGCCUUGGAUAACGAGAUCUAGAGUUUUUCACUGUCGCAUCAACCAACUUGUCAUCGGCUUUGCUUGAAAAAUAUUUCUAGAUACACAAAUAUAAUCCUGUCACUAUGAAGUAGAUCUGAUUUGAUUUGGAACAAUGAAUUUUGACUAAGCUUAUCUUCAAAAUUAAUAUGACAGCUUUAAAUUCUACUUUGGAAGUUCUUUAAUUGUAUUAAGAACUAUAGUGAGAAUACAUUUUCUUAUUGCAUUAUUUAUAUAUAUAUCUAUGUAAUAUAUUAUUAUUGCAGGACUAGGGAUAAAUACAAUAUUUAAUCGAUAAAGAAAUCGGAGCACAAGGUCAUCAACUUUGCUCCUUUGCAAAUUGUUCUAAGGUGCAUGUCAUUUCUGGUUUACCUUGAAAAUGUUUUUCUCAGCCAUGACUCCUUAUCAAGUUGCACAUGUGCGUAUUGAGUUAAUUUUGUCCUCGGCUGCUACUUGGGAAUUUUAGUCCCUUUUGCACUUCAUGUAAAACCCCAACUCAGCCUCUGUGACCAACUGAGGACCAUACUGUAUUUAUUUCUUAUUUAUUUAUCAGUGACAGUGUUCACUAUAAAAGUGUCUUUUUUAAAUUAUCGGAAGCAGUGCCUUCCAUAAUUGCGACGGUUAUACUGUCAGUUCUUAAAAGCAGCAUCUGCUAACAGAAAUACAUGUUACCAACAGCUGGCAUUAGAAAUGUCUCUUGUUACAGGUGCUUGAGGAAAUGAGCUCAAAAGCACCUGUUUUAAUAUUAUGGAGCAGUUCCUCUUCUUUAAAGUUUUUUUUGAAGAAAAGCCCGAAAUUGGUAAAAUUGAAACCAGAGCAUAAAGCCAUUUAACACCAUUGCCUGGUUAAAGGAUGGUUUUAUAAAUUUCCUUAUUAAAGUACCUUUUUUUUGUUGUUCUUGUUUAUCUGAAACAAUUAUAAAUUGGCAAGGCUAGUUUCCAUUUUGACCAAACUUGUGGGCUCGAGCAUUUUUGUGACAACAGCAUUUCUCUGUAACAUUUAUAUUUCUAUUCUAAAUCCAUUAUCGGGAGCAGUGUCUUCCAUAAUGUGGAGUGUUCGAAGGUAGUUUUUGCCUACCGGCGUGUAUAUAUCGAGGACAGUGAUCCUCAUAUUUCACUGUAGGGUGGAUCAAAUUAUCGGGAACAGUGUUUCCCAUAGUUUUGUAAAUAUUUAUUUUUCAUCGUGUUUUGUGUGGCUUCUUUUCCUGCUUUGUAAUAACUGUAAUCUGAACAACUAUUGAAGAUGUGCUACAUCCAGUCAUGCGUGUUUUGUUUUUCAGGGUCAGUUUCUUUUCAAUGUUUCACUGGGUUUAAGAUUUCACUUUUCUGGCCUGUUUCUGUUUCCAAAAAUUGAUAUUCGUCGUGAAAUUUAUAGAGGGGAACUUUCAGAUGUUUGACUUUUGGCUUAUUUCUGUACCGGUUCUAUUUUUUUCAUUUAAGGCAGGUGUUAGAAAAGAGGAUGUGGUUGUCUUGCUUAAUGAUUAGGAUAUGAUUUAUGACUGAUUGGCUUACUGCUGAUUUUACAUAAUGGUUUCAUGUUUGAAGGCAUUUCAGGCAAAGUUUUGGUGGACAAGUUUUGCAAAGUUUUCUUUUCUCCUCCUUUUGGCACUUACCAGAACGUUACAGAAUGUGUUCUGUCUUUCAUAGCAUGUAGACGUGCAUGAAAUAAAUCUAAACAUCACAGAUUGUGUUAAAUACAAAGUGUGUGUUUCAAGCUGAAUGUGAUGGCUAAAUAAAGUUAACUAGGCAUUUCAAUUUGUGUGAAUGAACUAUUACUUCUAGACAAGCAGGGUUUGAUUUACCAAAUGCAUAUUUAUCAAAAUUAAUAGGCGGUAAAAUUGAUCAUUCAGAUAUGUCGAGAUGUGUUGGAUUGUGGGGUUCCAAGUUAAAACAUUUGAUUGUUAGAAUUGACGUUUGUAUCCAAUAUCUGUCAACCUUUGCUCUAUAAUAAAAUCUGGCAUUGGGAAGUAUG